AUGUGGAUGACCUAUGGAAUGAUAAGAGGUGUGAAUGUGGAUGACCUAUGUCGAAUGUGGAUGACCUAUGGAAUGAUCAGAGGUGUGAAUGUGGAUGACCUAUGUCGAAUGUGGAUGACCUAUGGAAUGAUCAGAGGUGUGAAUGUGGAUGACCUAUGGAAUGAUCAGAGAAUUAGAGAUCUAAGUGCCCAGAGAGAUCUAAGUGUUCAUAGAGAUCUAAGUGUACCAAGAGAUCUAAGUGCCCAGAGAGAUCUAAGUGCCCAGAGAGAUCUAAGUGCCCAGAGAGAUCUAAGUGUACCAAGAGAUCUAAGUGCCCAGAGAGAUCUAAGUGCCCAGAGAGAUCUAAGUGUACCAAGAGAUCUAAGUGCCCAGAGAGAUCUAAGUGUACCAAGAGAUCUAAUUGCCCAGAGAGAUCUAAGUGCCCAGAGAGAUCUAAGUGUACCAAGAGAUCUAAGUGCCCAGAGAGAUCUAAGUGCCCAGAGAGAUCUAAGUGCCCAAAGAGAUCUAAGUGCCCAGAGAGAUCUAAGUGCCCAGAGAGAUCUAAGUGUACCAAGAGAUCUAAGUGCCCAGAGAGAUCUAAGUGCCCAGAGAGAUCUAAGUGCCCAGAGAGAUCUAAGUGCCGAGAGAGAUCUAAGUGUACCAAGAGAUCUAAGUGCCCAGAGAGAUCUAAGUGUACCAAGAGAUCUAAGUGCCCAGAGAGAUCUAAUUGCCCCGAGAGAUCUAAGUGUACCAAUAGAUCUAAGUGCCCUGAGAGAUCUAAGUGCCCAGAGAAAUCUAAGUGUACCAAGAGAUCUAAGUGCCCAGAGAGCUCUAAGUGCCCAGAGAGAUUUAAGUGCCCAGAGAGAUCUAAGUGUACCAAGAGACCUGAGUGCCCAGAGAGAUCUAAGUGCCCAGAGAGAUCUAAGUGAUCAGAAAGAUCUAAGUAGAGAUCUAAGUGCCCAGAGAGAUCUAAGUGUUCAUAGAGAUCUAAGUGUACCAAGAGAUCUAAGUGCCCAGAGAGAUCUAAGUGCCCAGAGAGAUCUAUGUGCCCAGAGAGAUCUAAGUGCCCAGAGAGAUCUAAGUGUACCAAGAGAUCUAAGUGCCCAGAGAGAUCUAAGUGCCCAGAGAGAUCUAAGUGUACCAAGAGAUCUAAGUGCCCAGAGAGAUCUAAGUGUACCAAGAGAUCUAAUUGCCCAGAGAGAUCUAAGUGCCCAGAGAGAUCUAAGUGCCCAGAGAGAUCUAAGUGUACCAAGAGAUCUAAGUGCCCAGAGAGAUCUAAGUGCCCAGAGAGAUCUAAGUGCCCAGAGAGAUCUAAGUGCCCAGAGAGAUCUAAGUGUACCAAGAGAUCUAAGUGCCCAGAGAGAUCUAAGUGCCCAGAGAGAUCUAAGUGCCCAGAGAGAUCUAAGGGCCCAGAGAGAUCUAAGUGCCCAGAGAGAUCUAAGUGUACCAAUAGAUCUAAGUGCCCAGAGAGAUCUAAGUGCCCAGAGAAAUCUAAGUGUACCAAGAGAUCUAAGUGUCCAGAGAGAUCUAAGUGCCCAGAGAGAUCUUAGUGCCCAGAGAGAUCUAAGUGAUCAGAAAGAUCUAAGUGUACCAAGAGACCUAAGUGCCAUGAGAGAUCUUCUAAAACAUAUUUCCUUAUGA
Biomphalaria glabrata is the source of this 1620-nucleotide messenger RNA. RefSeq lists its product as uncharacterized. The transcript is spliced from 4 exons. Bases 1 to 1620 code for a protein of 539 amino acids. NCBI's taxonomy places the organism in Eukaryota, Metazoa, Mollusca, Gastropoda, Planorbidae. The record is from RefSeq and is a predicted model, not a curated record.